Messenger RNA from Xiphias gladius (swordfish), 2361 nucleotides. RefSeq names its product core 1 synthase, glycoprotein-N-acetylgalactosamine 3-beta-galactosyltransferase, 1b (gene c1galt1lb). Lineage: Eukaryota; Metazoa; Chordata; Actinopteri; Istiophoriformes; Xiphiidae. The record is from RefSeq and is a predicted model, not a curated record. Gene Ontology annotation, cellular component: membrane. The transcript is spliced from 4 exons. Gene Ontology annotation, molecular function: N-acetylgalactosaminide beta-1,3-galactosyltransferase activity. The coding region runs from base 609 to 1772 and encodes 387 amino acids.
GGGCUGCAGUCAGAUAAGUUAGACGUAGUUUUUUUGCUGCUGCGGGAAGUAAUAUUACACUGGCGUUUCAGUCUGUGCGGUUUUUCAUCAAACUACCGGACUUAUUCCAGUCAAGAUCCACGCCUCUCAGCUCAGUUAGUCAGCUAACUCUGUGACGUUCUCGUUAGCGUUGUUGACACGACAGGAAAGAUCCUCGCUAACUUAGCACUGAAGUUAACGUUAGCAGCGUCGAGCAAAUAACGGACUACCCAGUUAGCUAACGCCAGCUGCCUAACACCUAGGCCAGUAGCCACAGGUUAAAGACUGACGUUGUAAUCUAGUUUUUGUCCUCCCGGGAUAUUGUUCAGUCGGCGUUUUGUUCAGCUCGCCUGCUAUUUUGCCGCGGUAUCUGUUAGCAACGUUUGAGUGAGGCUAGCUGAGCUAAGUUACCGUUCAGAGCAAGAAGGAAAAAUCGCUGCGUCGUGGUCAAAACUGGAUCGGCGUGUGCUUCUCAAAGUUGACGUUCCCAUUAUGACGAAGUAGCUGUCGGAUAAGAAAGCUGCUAUGGUGUCUGCGAUACUGCUGCACCUGCCAAGUUGAAGAACUGACAGUGAGACACCUGAUCCGGAAUGAAGGCCCUCGGAUCCAGAUUCUCCUUUUAUGCGGGUUUUGUGGUGGGAACCUUCACACUGUACGUGUUUCUGCGGCAGGUGUGGUUUGAGAGGACUUUGUCAGCUCAGCAGGUCAGCAGCCUUAACAAACCUCAUGACUACCAGCAACAGCUUGAGGAAGAGAGGAAAAUCUGGAAGAAGGAGAGGUCGGCUCUUUUCAACCUGAAGCACCCUCAUCACAGAGGUGAGGAUAGCCGCAUGGCUGAUGAACUAUACAAAAAGGUGCGCAUUCUUUGCUGGGUGAUGACUGGACCCAACAACUUGGAGAAGAAGGCUCGGCAUGUGAAGGCCACGUGGAGCCGUCACUGCAACGUUGUGGUGUUCAUGAGCUCUGUGGAUGACCCCGACUUCCCCACUGUGGGAUUAGGUACAAAGGAAGGUCGGGAUCAGCUGUACUGGAAAACAAUCCGGGCCUUCCACUAUGCCUACGAGCAUCACGGCCACGAGGCAGAUUGGUUCCUCAAGGCAGAUGACGAUACCUUCGUAAUAGUAGACAACCUGCGGUGGGUUCUUGCGAACCACACACCGGAGGAGCCGAUUUACUUUGGCCGAAGAUUCAAGCCCUACACCAAGCAGGGCUAUAUGAGUGGUGGAGCAGGUUAUGUGCUGAGCAAAGAGGCUCUGCGGCGAUUUGUAGAAGGUUUUAAAAGCAAACAGUGCACUCACACUACCUCUGUAGAGGACUUGGCAAUGGGGCAGUGCAUGGAGAAAGUUGGGGUGCUAGCAGGAGACUCUAGAGACACUGUGUACAGGGAGACAUUUCAUCCCUUUGUACCUGAGCAGCACCUCACUGCCAAGUUCCCAAAGAGCUUCUGGUAUUGGAGCUACUGCUACUACCCCAUCUCAGAGGGUCCAAACUGCUGCUCAGACGUGUCGGUGUCUUUCCACUAUGUAGAUGCUUCGCAUAUGUAUUUACUGGAGUACUACACCUAUCACCUGCGUGCCUUUGGCUACAGAUACCGGUACCAGCCCCCAGCCCCACUAGGCUACAGUAUUGAGCAGUCAGGGUCCUGGGACGCUGCAGAAGAGGGUGAUGAUCUGUCCAGGACUGACAAGAGACAGGAUGCAGAUCACCCUCCUGCAGCUGGUAAACACCCCCCUGUUGCGUCAGUGGACAAAUAACAGUAGGACUGAGUGGGUGUGUGAAGGGAACUGUCAUUAGGAAGAGGGGGUGUGUGUGUGUGUUUUUAAUGUUUGCUUAUUCACUCUGAUAAUCUUGGCUCAUAUUUCUACAAAAAUGGGGAAAAAGAAAACACGCAUUUGUAUUUCUCCACAUACAAAUGCAUUGCCUGAGGAUUCUGGAGCUGAAGGACUGCUACUUAUGUAAACUGUGACUGCAAUACUGGUCUUUAAUGUAAGAGAUUUAUGACCUUUACCCUCGUUUUUCAGGUUUGUUAAAUGGUUUUUACAACUGAGUGUCUUCUUUAAAAGCUGAGAACAGCCUUAUGUAGGCUGUAUUCAUUUGAAAACUAACUAAAGCACCUUUUUAAUCCCUAUCAACAGUUAGUAUUUUCCAGAGCCAGUUAAAUUUGAUUUUGCCAGUGUUUUGUUUUAACCCUCACUUAACUGCUGCAAGACCACCAAAGCUUGAUCACCCCCUUCAUCUUGACUUAAUUUCACGCAUAGAGAACUACGUGCCUGCUUAUGAGACCCAAGUAUAUGUUUUGAGCUGAUCAUACGAAUGUCAGAUUUAAAAAAAAAAAAAAAAAAA